Molecule: messenger RNA, 669 nt
Organism: Histoplasma capsulatum G186AR
Lineage: Eukaryota; Fungi; Ascomycota; Eurotiomycetes; Onygenales; Ajellomycetaceae
Exons: 4
Coding region: 1-669 (222 amino acids)
Source: RefSeq, a predicted model, not a curated record
AUGUUCGAUGAUAAUAUCUCGGGCUAUGACGGUGAUUUGUCGAUUACAAUUCCUCUGAAAGGGUUCAGUGGCCUGCAACUAGUAUCAGAUGGUGAAGGCUUUACAGCCUUGCAGAUAAAGAAUAUAUCAGCUUGGGAACAGAAUUGGUAUGGCUCUGCUCCUGACUCAGACCAUCUUAUGUUUGCUCAGAUGAAGUGGUCUAUUAGCCAUUCUGUUGAACUCGCCAUCUCUGUUGAUGCAUUUAAAGUACACGCGAUUGCUUAUACAUCAGAUCCACUUCAAAGUCAAUCAGUUGCUUGGGAUUCCAAAUUGCUGUCUGAGUGUAUGACAUCAACUGUCCUAGUCAAUCAACACCCACUCGAUGGUGUAUUACCCUUCAGCUUUGUUGAUAAGCAUCUUGGAGACGCGAAAGCUAUAAGCGCGUUCAUAGAUGUGUGGACUCAAUCUAUUAUGGGAUUUGAGUUUACAUUCGGAAGUAGUCUGGUCAAUAUCGGCCGCCCACAUCUGUCGGCGAUCAAGGUCUCUUUUCAUGUCGACUUCCAAGUAGGAGAGGUUUUCACAGCGCUUGCCUGCGCAGAGGCAAAUGUAAACUCUGGUGUAGCAAUGAAGGAAUGGACUGCAUAUCAGUUCUCAGUGUUCUGCAGAGCGGGCCUCUCCAACAGCAUGUGA